Molecule: messenger RNA, 1563 nt
Organism: Penicillium salamii
Lineage: Eukaryota; Fungi; Ascomycota; Eurotiomycetes; Eurotiales; Aspergillaceae
Source: the annotation of a GenBank genome assembly
AUGGCGCCCCCGAAAACGAAUAAGGCAGAGCCCGAAGACUCGGAUGUAUCUGAUGUAUCCGACAUCGAACAGUCCGACAACGAAGACCGCGCUACCAAGCGCCGUCGUCUCUCGGAGUCAUCCAACGACUCAUAUGUCGCACCUGCGCCGCUCCCCACACUCUCACGUAUCAAGAAGAAGGGAGAAGUAGUCGACGAGCCUGAAGAGGAGGAAGAGGAACCGGUCACUAUUGCCGAUGCCAUUGAACUUGGUCGAACCAGCGAUCAUUCUACGUUCGCAACCCUAGAUGUUGCGCCAUGGCUUGUCGCUUCAUUGUCGACAUUGUCAAUCAAGCGGCCGACUGCUAUUCAAAAGGCCUGUAUCCCGGAAAUUCUGAAAGGAAAGGACUGUAUUGGAGGAAGCCGAACUGGUUCCGGAAAGACCAUGGCCUUUGCGGUCCCGAUCAUGCAGCAAUGGUCGCUGAACCCUUUUGGCAUUUACGCUCUCAUCAUGACCCCGACUCGCGAACUUGCUCUCCAAAUCUACGAACAAUUUAGGGCCGUAUCCGCCCCGCAAAAUAUGAAGCCCAUCCUCGUCGUCGGAGGUAUGGAUAUGCGGCAGCAGGCUAUUGACCUGGCCAACCGGCCUCAUGUCGUUAUCGCAACUCCCGGUCGACUCGCCGACCACAUCAAAACCUCCGGAGAAGACACCGUUGCCGGUCUCCGUCGGGUCAAGAUGGUUGUUCUGGAUGAAGCAGAUCGCCUUCUGGCCAGCGGACCAGGCAGCAUGCUUCCAGACGUUGAAACAUGCCUCGGUUCCUUGCCACCAUCCUCCGAGCGUCAGACCCUGCUAUUCACAGCCACCAUGACCGCCGAAGUGCGAGCAUUGAAAUCUAUGCCUGUAGCAGGUGAAAAGCCCCCCAUUUUCAUGACCGAGAUCGGCACCGAGAACCAAGGCAAGAUCCCGCCAACCCUAAAGCAGUCCUACUUGAAGGUUCCCAUGACGCAUCGUGAAGCAUUCCUGCACGCACUGCUCUCCACCGAAGAAAACGUCACCAAGCCAGUCAUUGUCUUCUGCAACCAUACCAAAACAUGCGAUUUGCUCGAACGUACUCUCCGCCGUCUCGGCCACCGCAUCACCGCCCUCCACAGUAUUCUCCCUCAAUCUGAACGCACAUCUAAUCUGGCCCGAUUCCGCGCCACUGCAGCUCGCGUCCUGGUCGCCACGGACGUCGCCUCGCGUGGUCUAGAUAUCCCGUCUGUCAGCCUGGUCGUUAACUUCGACGUUCCGCGCAACCCAGACGACUACGUGCACCGUGUUGGUCGUACUGCGCGUGCAGGCCGAACUGGUGAGGCCGUCACGCUUGUUGGCCAGCGUGAUGUCGAGCUCAUUCUGGAGAUUGAGAAGCGUGUUGGGCGUCAGAUGGAGGAGUUCGCCCAGGAGGGUGUUAAUAUUGAGAGCCGUGUUGUUCGCACUGGUGUGCUGAAGGAGGUCGGCUCUGCUAAGCGUGAGGCCAUGGGUGAGAUUGAAGAGGGUAGGGAUAUCCUCGGAAGAAAGCGUAACAAGCUCAAGAAGGUCCGGUGA